Staurois parvus is the source of this 579-nucleotide messenger RNA. The record is from the annotation of a GenBank genome assembly. Lineage: Eukaryota; Metazoa; Chordata; Amphibia; Anura; Ranidae.
AUGCUUAGAUAUUAUAACCUCACAGUAUACAUAAAUAUUUGUAUUUAUUUUAUUUUUGAAGGAAUUGGAAAAACCACCUUAAUCCAUAAAGCCUCAGAAGCUUUAAAGUCAUCUGGUACCCCCAUUGAUGAUGGCUUUUACACAGAAGAGGUUAGACAAGGAGGCAGGAGAAUAGGAUUUGAUGUUGUUACUUUAUCUGGAAAACACGGAAUUUUGGCAAGAAUUGGAACUAAUCAGUCUGAAGGAAAACGUGAAUACAGAGUCGGGCAGUAUGUUGUGGAUAUUAGUUCAUUCGAGCAUUUGGCACUUCCUAUAUUGGACUGCAUGCUGAAAACUGGAAAUCUGGCACAAAAAUCUGUUUGUGUCAUAGACGAGAUUGGAAAAAUGGAGCUUUUUAGUCAGAAAUUUAUUUCAAUUGUCCAUAAAGUUUUGGAUUCUGCAAAUGUUGUAGUGUUUGGAACAAUUCCAAUACCAAAAGGAAAACCACUUCCACUUGUUGAAGAAAUAAGACAACGUCAGGAUGUUAAAAUGUUUAACGUAAGUGACAGUAACAACAGCAGUACUUUGCCCAUAUACUGA